Fusarium redolens is the source of this 2643-nucleotide messenger RNA. Its product is annotated as heterokaryon incompatibility protein-domain-containing protein. Lineage: Eukaryota; Fungi; Ascomycota; Sordariomycetes; Hypocreales; Nectriaceae. The record is from RefSeq and is a predicted model, not a curated record. The transcript has 2 exons. The coding region runs from base 113 to 2368 and encodes 751 amino acids.
AUUCUUCAUAUCUAAAUGCAGAGAAAACGUCCUUGUAAGCUCUUUCUCUGAUUUAAAAGCUCACCAUUUAAUACCAAGUUAAGCUCGUAUAAAACGUUGGCUCAUCACCGCCAUGCUUCCACGUCAAUGCACGUAUUGUAAUGACCUUGAGGUCAGCGAAACUUUCGAAUCCCAGCAUCAUCGCGAUCUUGAAUCACUCAAAGCCUGCGCUGACAACUUCCUCCACCCUUGCCCGGUCUGUCAACUUUUAUGGGCGAACAUCCAGGAUCUAUGCCCGCAACCACGCCUGCGGCAUUUCCUAGAAAAUUGGAAAGCCGAUCCCGACCUACGCGGGGCCAAGUUGAUCCUGAUUUCAAGACGGCAGCAACAUCCACCAGAUAUCGACCCAGCAUUGAGGAAGGUUAUUUGGUUCAAUGAUGCGUUUGUAAAUGUGGUUAUAAGAGGUCCAAAUGUCGAUGAAGUCCUUGCGAAUAGCUUCAUUGCGCAUUUGAAUGUUUCGACAACGUCAGAAUCACUAGUCGCGAAGGAAGUACGCGGUAGAACUCUGGAGAAGACUUCAGAGUCUCGAAAGCGUGCCGAAACGAUCAACUUGACCAGAGCAUGGCUUGAUAGAUGCAACGACUUUGACCACCGCUGUUGUGGCAAUGAGCCAAGGGAACUGCCUUCGAGAGUAGUUGACAUCGGAGGAAAGAACCCUACGCUUAUUGAGACGCAGGGAAAGCAAGGUAUCUACGUUGCUCUGUCAUAUUCUUGGGGCGACGCUGGAUCGCGAAUCUUCAAAUUUAAGACAGCUAGUGAGGCCACUUUCAAAAAGGGCAUCGCGCUAUCGAAACUCGCCAGAACUCAUCGACAGGCUAUUCAAGUGGCGCGUGAGCUUGGAUAUCGGUAUAUCUGGAUUGAUGCGCUAUGCAUCAGGCAGGACGACAUGAAGGACUGGGCAGACCAGGCCUUGCUUGUACCAGAGAUAUACAACAACGCGGAUCUCACUAUCGUGGCUGGAAGGAGUAGUGACGCACGGCAUGGAUUCCUCGACAUCGGAUCUUCGCCAACCGUAGGACCAUGCCAAGUUCGGUACCGAUGCGCAGAGGGCAAUGAGGAAGCUAACUGCUGGCUUAAUCUCCCGCGGGAUCGCAGCAUUGGUCCUACGACUGAACGUGCAUGGUGCUACCAAGAAUCACUGAUGGCUAGACGAAUGAUCAUCUACGGAGAGCAGCAACUUCUGUUCCGUUGCCGUGAGCGUGAGGAGUUUGAGGACGGUUCUUGCAACUUUGUCGGGGAGGCAGAUGUUUGGUAUAAUGAACUCUUCCCAGCUCUUAAUGCUUCGAAUCUGCCUCCGGUUGAAGAAGAUCAUAAACCGUGGAACCGCAUUCAGCUAGACUCUCGUCCAGCGAGUUAUUCUAGCCCUUCUUUCGAUAGCACACGGCGAAGUUUGGGACUUGCUGACAGAACGGAUCCAGUCCUUCAACGGUGGUAUUCGAUUACAAUGGAAUACUCUACGAGGAGUUUUUAUAACCCCUCCGACAACCAUGCCGCUCUCUCUGGUGUCGUUCGUCUGUUCAAACAGGUCCUUGUUAGCAGAUUUGGGCGGCGAUCAGAUAGGUAUAUGGCCGGACUAUGGGAGAGUGACAUGAUUUGCGGUUUACUCUGGAGAAGUAGACGCAUUGUUGAUGCUGGCUUACCAGCACUCACAGUUCCUAAGUAUGAGGGUAAAACCAUCAGAAAAGCGCCGUCGUGGUCAUGGAUGGCACUUGUCGGACCUAUCAGUCAAGGAGCUGGCUCGAAAACAGACGAGCUUGCAGGAUUUGCACGGUACGGAACACCAUGUUGCAAACCAGGGAACCUGGAACGAAACAGUUGGUGUCACGACCCAGAGGGAUGGGAGUACAACAUUGUUGAGACCAAGGAGUUCCCAGAUCCGUACGAGCUCCAGGUCUACGGCUACAUGCGCGAGCUACGAGUUUCGCAAUACAAAACCAAGGAUCAUCCUGAUCAUAGCGUGCGUUGCAAGCUGUAUCCCCAGGAUGCCAUGAAUAAGCACACGUUCCUCCUAGAAGCCAGCGAGAGACGACCUCUAGUUAAAGGUCGUGGUGAUCCCAACUUAGAUUGGUCGCUGAUUGCCGCGACAGGACUUUUCGACCAGGAGACCUCGAGCAAUCCUUCAGAAAUGUGGGCACUUCGUCUUACCUCUGAGGAAGGAUUGCUUCUGAGGAGACCUUACCCGGGAAAGAUAAUCUUUGAGAGGCUGGGGAUCUUCUUCGUUGAGAAUCCAAAGGCUUUCUACCCGGACGAGCUGAAUCUCGUUACUGAUCAGGGCCGCUAUUAUAUCCCUGAGGAGAAACUACCAGUUAGCAAAGCGAUAAUACACUAGCGUGUUAGACUUUGCUUUCAGACCUACGGAGGAAGAUUCAUCACCAAUCAAUUUCGUUUUUAGCCUUGUUGUCGAUAGUAGAGAAAAUAGAGUAUGGUCCGUUUGUAGGAAGUCUACACGUCCUUAGUGGUCUGUCCCUGUGCAGGGGUAUUCUCGCGACCCUCUCAUAGCGCCAGGCAGGCUAUGCGCAUCUUAGAACUUAUGGACGAGACAAGAGUAUAACUCUGGCAUAUAGCUAUAGACCCGAAAUUCUGACUCAAAAUCCCAUUCCAGAG